GUGAUUCACCAAAUGUCCAAAAAAGCCCUGAAGAGGGGCCUGAGAAGAAAAAAGAAAAAAAAUCUGAAGCCUUGAACAUCCGAGGUGUCCUUUUGCAUGUUAUGGGAGAUGCCCUUGGAUCUGUGGUGGUGGUAGUUGCUGCUACAAUCUUCCAUGUACUUCCUCUGGGAAAUGCUCCAUGUAAUUGGCAGUGCUACAUCGAUCCAAGCCUGACAAUAAUUAUGGUGUUCAUCAUCUUGUCUUCUGCAUUCCCGCUUAUCAAGGAGACCUCAAUUAUUUUGUUGCAGAUGGUUCCCAAAGGUGUUAACAUGCAACUACUGACUGACAGACUAGCUCGCAUACCAGGGGUUAGCAGCCUUCAUGAGGUGCAUGUCUGGGAGCUUGCAGGUGGGAAGAAUAUUGCUACUCUUCAUAUCAAGUGCCAAAACCCUACUGAUUACCAGGAUGCUGCUUAUAAAAUACGGAAAGUUUUCCACGAAGCAGGGAUCCAUUCUGUGACCAUUCAGCCUGAGUACAUUGACCACAAGACCUCCCAGCUACUGUGCAGCUCUCCCUGCAUCUCAAAAGCUUGUGACUCUCAGCUGUGCUGCAGCCAGCGGGAGCCCCCCCUGGCUAAAACUAAUGGCUACACUGAGAAAAACGAUAGUGGCCUUUCUGCACUGCAUAAAGACAAUGGUUCAAGUAAAAAUGACAUUGAAAUCCCUAUUGAGUACCCAGUGGCAGAAGAUAGCAUUAAAAAUGUGAAAAAUUGUGGCAUGGCUGAUGACAAAUCACAGUUGAGCAGUACACGACUUUAG
Mesitornis unicolor (brown roatelo) is the source of this 797-nucleotide messenger RNA. RefSeq names its product solute carrier family 30, member 10 (gene SLC30A10). Gene Ontology annotation, molecular function: zinc ion transmembrane transporter activity. The transcript has 3 exons. NCBI's taxonomy places the organism in Eukaryota, Metazoa, Chordata, Aves, Mesitornithiformes, Mesitornithidae. The record is from RefSeq and is a predicted model, not a curated record. Gene Ontology annotation, biological process: manganese ion transport; detoxification of zinc ion; intracellular zinc ion homeostasis. The annotation marks the transcript as partial. Gene Ontology annotation, cellular component: membrane.